Molecule: messenger RNA, 4282 nt
Organism: Monodelphis domestica (gray short-tailed opossum)
Lineage: Eukaryota; Metazoa; Chordata; Mammalia; Didelphimorphia; Didelphidae
Gene: RHBDF2
Product: rhomboid 5 homolog 2
Biological process (GO): regulation of epidermal growth factor receptor signaling pathway; regulation of protein secretion
Cellular component (GO): endoplasmic reticulum membrane
Molecular function (GO): serine-type endopeptidase activity
Source: RefSeq, a predicted model, not a curated record
CUUGUCUUGGGGCAACCGGAGAAACUGAUCAAAGAAGAAUCCACUCAGGAUCGAGAGCAGGCUGUAAGGCAAAGCUGCUACUGUAACAUUGCCACCCGGCUUCGGAAGCAGCUGGGGCUGGGUGGAGGAAGAGAAGGCACGUGUUGGGAGGGUUCUUCCAGGAGUUCCGCCCCGCAAAACGCGUCAGGUCAAAAGGCCCCCAAAGUUGUUCUCGAGUAGCAGCCGUUUCCCUUCGAGACCCUGCUACCUCAUCCACCCCGCCAGGGCCCGGAAGCCGUGUCCCUCCGCUGCUUACGUGGGUUGCUAAGGUUGGGGCAGAGUGCCUGUUAACUUCAGCCUCCCUGCAGACCAAGAGAGUUUCAGAGCCCAAGCUGCGCUUCUGGUCCCACCUCAGGGCCCUGAGGAGCGCUAAUGAAACAUACCAGGCAGUCGCCAGAUCGGGCAGGGCGCUUAAGUUUGUAGAGAGGAGAAACGUGGUCCCUUCCGUGAAGCAGCUUUCCAGUCCUUACCCAAACAGACGCUCCCCACCCCACAAGCGCUCGCCAGCGCUGGAUGCUUUUUGAUAACGAAGGUGAAGGAGGAGAAGAGCCCACUGAAGUGUAUGAAUCCUCUCUCUUCUGUACUACAAUGGCCUCCAAUGACCAAAAUGGCGGAAGUGUCUCCUCUUCUAGUAGUCGUCUACAGAGCCGAAAGCCACCCAACUUGUCUAUCACUAUCCCACCCCCAGAGGUCUCAGCCACAGGAGAACAAGACAACAUACUACCACCUGAGAGGCCUAGGAACCCAGCCUAUUUGAAGAGUGUGAGUAUGCAGGAAUCUCGGGGGCGAUGGCACGAAAACAACUCGGAACGUCGUCCUGGCUUCCGCCGCCAGGCCUCACUGUCCCAGAGCAUCCGAAGGGGCACCGCACAGUGGUUUGGUGUCAGUGAGGAUUGGGAUGGAAAGCGGCAAAAUUGGCAUCGGAAGAGUCUCCACCACUGUAGUAUGCGCUAUGGGAAGCUGAAAGCCUCCUGCCAAAGAGACCUGGAGCUCCCCAGCCAGGAGGUGCCUUCUUUCCAGGGUACUGAAUCCCCCAAAGCCUGCAAGUUGCCCAAGAUUGUGGAUCCACUCGCCCGGGGCCGGGCAUUCCGGCACCCAGAUGAAGUGGACAGGCACCACCCCCCACUGCCACCCCUGACCCCUGGCGUGUUGUCUCUCAGCUCCUUCACCAGCGUCAGAUCGGGCUACUCCCACCUCCCCCGUCGAAAGAGAAUGUCUGUGGCCCAGAUGAGCUUUCAUGCUGCAGCUGCUAUCCUCAAGGGCCGAUCCGUGCUAGAGCCCGCAGGCCAGAAGCGCCGGGUGAUCAAACGCAGUUUUGCCUACCCCAGUUUCCAUGACGAGGAUGUGGUGGAUGGAGCAGACACAUUUGACUCCUCAUUUUUUAGUAAGAUCGACAUGCAGGAGAUGUAUUCGAUGCCCGAUGAUGUCUUUGAGUCACCCCCGCUGUCUGCCAGCUACUUUCGAGGGAUCCCACACUCUGCUUCCCCCCAGACCCCAGAGGGACUACACAUUCCCCUGAAGGAAUAUACCCAGGCCCCAGCUCCAGUCACCAAGCGAGGCCAACGCAUUGCCUCCAAAGUUAAACACUUUGCCUUUGAUCGGAAAAAGCGACACUAUGGGCUGGGGGUGGUAGGCAGCUGGCUGAACCGUAGCUAUCGCCGAAGCAUCAGUAGCACUGUGCAACACCAGCUGGAGAAUUUCAGCAGCCACCGGCCAUACUUUACUUACUGGCUUACUGUUGUGCACAUCCUGAUCACACUUCUAGUGAUUGGCACCUAUGGCAUUGCCCCUAUUGGAUUCGCUCAGCAUGUCACCUCCCAGCUGGUGCUAAGGAAUAAAGGCGUGUAUGAAAGUGUAAAGUACAUCCAGCAAGAGAACUUCUGGAUUGGUCCAAGCUCGAUUGACUUAAUCCACCUGGGAGCCAAAUUCUCCCCGUGCAUCCGGAAGGAUCAGCAGGUCGAGCGGUUGAUCCAGCAUGAAAGAGACCAGGAACGUGACUCGGGCUGUUGUGUCCAGAAUGAUAACUCGGGCUGCAUCCAGACUCAGCGGGCAGACUGCUCAGAGACUUUGGCUACUUUCACCAAAUGGCAAGAUGGCACGGGUCCCUUCAUGGACAAAUCUGACCCAAACUCAACUCGGACAUCCGGGGCUGUUUGCCACCAGGACCCCAGGACAUGUGAGGAGCCAGCCUCUAGUGGUGCCCACAUUUGGCCAGAUGAUAUCACCAAGUGGCCAAUCUGCACAGACCAGGCCAAGAAUAACCGCACUGGCUUUCCUCACAUGGACUGCCAGAUCAAGGGUCGCCCAUGUUGCAUUGGCACCAAGGGCAGCUGUGAGAUCACAACCCGGGAAUACUGUGAGUUCAUGCAUGGCUAUUUCCAUGAAGAAGCAACACUUUGUUCCCAGGUACACUGCUUGGACAAAGUGUGUGGGCUUCUGCCAUUCCUAAACCCUGAGGUCCCUGAUCAGUUCUACAGGCUUUGGUUAUCCCUGUUCCUCCAUGCUGGGUUGGGGCACUGCCUCGUGUCUGUGCUUUUCCAAAUGACCAUCUUGCGGGAUCUGGAAAAAUUGGCAGGCUGGCACCGAAUUGCCAUCAUCUUUAUCCUCAGUGGCAUCACAGGCAACCUAGCCAGCACCAUCUUCCUUCCAUAUAGAGCAGAGGUGGGCCCUGCCGGCUCCCAGUUUGGCCUUCUCGCCUGCCUCUUUGUCGAGCUCAUCCAGAGUUGGCAGCUCCUGGAAAACCCCUGGAAGGCAUUCCUGAACCUGUCGGGCAUUGUGUUCUUCCUCUUCAUCUGCGGGCUUCUGCCUUGGAUCGACAACAUUGCCCACAUCUUCGGUUUCCUUAGUGGCCUCCUGCUCUCCUUCGCCUUCCUGCCCUACAUCACCUUCGGCACAGGAGACAAGUACCGCAAGCGAGCCAUGAUCCUGGUAUCCCUGGUCAUCUUUGCAGGCCUCUUUGCCUCCCUCGUCAUCUGGCUGUAUGUCUAUCCCAUCAACUGGCCCUGGAUCGAAUACCUCACCUGCUUCCCCUUCACCAGCCGAUUCUGUGAAAAAUAUGAGCUGGACCAGGUGCUACACUGAUGCCCCUCUGCUGUCCUGGGCUUCCAGGCUGCUAAAGGAUGGGAAGCCGUGAGAUGCCCAUUUGGGUGCCACCAAAGUUUGGGGCCUUGGAGGAGAGAGGGAGCAUGUGGUUUCUUCCAGGGGAGCAAGAUGCCACUCUCCUCUUCUCCCUCUGCUAGGAGGCUACAUGAAUGUGGCGGUUAAAUCCCGGAGACAGAGGACACUCACCUGCAACUCCUAGGAGUAGGUUGGGGCAGCAUCCACUCGAUGUGGGCAAGACAGGCUAGAGGAGGCUCCUCGGGAUCCCAGUGGCAUUUUGGGAAAUAAAGGCCUCUUUCUUAUACUUUCAUGUUCUUGACUCGAGGCCUCUUCAGGGAGACCCUAGCCCACUUCUGGGGAGCUCAGGUCCCCUUGCUUCCCCUGCACUAUCAGUAGGAGGCCAGGAAAUCUUUCUACCCACCUCACACCCAGGGAGCUCCUCUUCAAAAGACCACCCAAGAUGGUCUUGGAUGACUUUCUUUUCUUCUUGGGCCUCUGGUUAUGCUUAACCGUAGUCUGUCCUGGUGCCUUUUCUUCCCUUAUGACCUUGAAUCCAUUCCUAGACUAAGGAAGCCUUUUCUGUGCAAGGGCUCUCCUGCCAAAGCUGCCUUAGACCACGGAAAUCUCCGAAGGGCCAGACUCCCUUUCUGAACCUCCCCAUCCCCAGACUCCCAUAGAAUGAAUGGGAGAUGGCAUUUUACUCUCUCUCCUGCCUUACUGCCUCACCCCAAGGGAUUCUGGUGAGUUGUCUUGGGGUUGUAAGCCUUUCUUAGAUGGAUUCCAUGAUAGGAAAGAUGGUGGAUGCCAUUACAAAAUAGGAGGAACAGGAGGAGAAAUUAAGAAGGGAAAAAUACUACUUAGCUGGGCAUGGGCUGGACUUAGGAGGUGGAAGCCUCCUCUCAUUCCGCCCUUCACCUCCUCUUUCAAGUGACUCAGAUUCUUCAGCAAUACUCCCCAGCCCUGAUUGCUUUCCACCUCACACCAUACCCCGUGGUGAGGAUGGGAGCUGAUUCAGAUUUGGAGAGUUCCUUUUCUUUUUAACUGGUUCAUGUUGGAAUUAUUAUUUUUAAAACUUAAACCAGUUUAGUGAUAACUAUUAUGGACAGUAUCACUAUUUAAUUAAAUAUUCUUUAUAGAAAACAAA